Thermothelomyces thermophilus ATCC 42464 is the source of this 1813-nucleotide messenger RNA. RefSeq lists its product as uncharacterized. The record is from RefSeq and is a predicted model, not a curated record. The coding region runs from base 335 to 1672 and encodes 445 amino acids. Gene Ontology annotation, molecular function: dTDP-glucose 4,6-dehydratase activity. Gene Ontology annotation, biological process: nucleotide-sugar metabolic process. Lineage: Eukaryota; Fungi; Ascomycota; Sordariomycetes; Sordariales; Chaetomiaceae. The transcript is spliced from 4 exons.
CGUUUACGGAGUAGUUAUUACCUGAAACGACGGCCAAUUGCGCUCAUUGCCUCUUUUGGCCACCUUCCGACUGAUUGCCAUGCUCGGACGUUGUCAACCUUGGACUUAGCGAAGGUGCGCCAAUUCAUACGGAACCAACAAUCAAGAGGGCGCGCCGACCUUCAUAACACGUGUGGGAUGCUUUCGUUACGACCGACUGGGUCCUUCUUUUAGAAGUCGCUCGCUCUUUAGCAAGUCGCGGCUCCCUUCGUUUGGUAAAAGCGGAAAAGAAAAAAAGGGAAAGAAUCGAUAGCCACAUGCGACAACUUCGCGAUCCACGAUUCUUCUGAGAACAAUGACCAUCUCGGGUGGGGCACAGUCGCCAAACGGAGUCACCAAUGGCUUUCGCCGUGGAAACCAUUUCUUCGAGGACUAUGGCAUCUGGAACGAGGCUCCGGUGCUCAUCGGCACCACCAAGUUUGAGCCCCUCCCAGACGUCCGAAACAUCAUGAUAACGGGUGGCGCCGGCUUCAUAGCAUGCUGGCUCGUCCGGCACCUCACCCUCACGUACCCGCACGCUUACAACAUCGUCUCCUUUGACAAGCUGGACUACUGCUCGUCGCUCAACAACACGAGGGUCCUCAACGACCGGCGCAACUUCACCUUCUACCAGGGCGACGUGACCAACCCGUCCGAGGUCAUCGACUGCCUAGAGCGGUACAACAUCGACACCAUCUUCCACUUUGCCGCGCAGUCGCACGUCGACCUGAGUUUUGGCAACUCGUACAGCUUCACGCACACCAACGUGUACGGCACCCACGUGCUGCUCGAGAGCGCCAAGAAGGUCGGCAUCAAGCGCUUCAUCCACGUGUCGACCGACGAGGUCUACGGCGAGGUCAAGGAUGACGAUGACGACCUGCUCGAGAGCAGCAUCCUAGCGCCGACCAACCCUUACGCGGCCAGCAAGGCGGCCGCCGAGAUGCUCGUGCACUCGUACCAGAAGAGCUUCAAGCUGCCGGCCAUCAUCGUGCGGAGCAACAACGUCUACGGGCCGCACCAGUAUCCCGAGAAAAUCAUUCCCAAGUUCACCUGUCUCCUGAACCGCGGCAAGCCCGUGGUGCUGCACGGCGACGGCUCGCCGACGCGGCGGUACCUCUACGCGGGCGACGCGGCCGACGCCUUCGACACGAUCCUGCACCGGGGCCAGCUGGGGCAGAUCUACAACGUGGGGUCGCAGGACGAGAUCAGCAACCUGGCGCUGUGCCGGAAGCUGCUGGCCGUCAUGGGCCUCCCGCACGCGACGCCGGCGGAGCUCGGCCGGUGGGUGCGGUACACGCACGACCGGCCCUUCAACGACCACCGCUACGCCGUCGACGCGACCAAGCUGCGCAAGCUCGGGUGGGAGCAGAAGACGGGCCUGGAGGAGGGCCUGCGCAUCACGGUCGAGUGGUACCGCCGCUUCGGGGAGCGCUGGUGGGGGGACAUCACCAAGGUCCUGAGCCCCUUCCCGGUGGUGGCCGGCAUGGAGGUGCUGUCCGAUUCCGAGCCCGUCUCGGAACAUCCUCUGCAGACGACGGGCGCGACGGCGACGAUGACGACGACGACGCUGGCGACGACGAGGGCGGAGCAAAGGGCGGACGGGGUCGACGGGGCCAAUGGGCGGCCUGCGAAUGGCCAGGGAGGGCAAAAGUAGCACCAGCAGCAACAGCAUCACGACGCGUAAGAGGGUGAUGACAGCCUCCCUACCACCGCCUACCCCGGGGUGAGGGAGGUUGAGAGUGUGGUGUGCAUGUCGAUUUUUUUUUUUUUUGUUUGCUUCUUACCCAACUAGACC